AUGAAAACGUUUGUGAAGAAUCUGAUCAGAAAACUUCUGAAGCAGAACACCAAAUUUGCCUUUGCACAGUACUCCACCUCCUGCACCAUCCACACAAACUUUAACCAGUUUCAGAGAACGAGAUGGGAAAAUCAGGUGGACAAUAUCCAGCAAAUGGGUGAAAUCGCGAAUACUGCAAGUGGUAUCCUGAAAGUUGUGAACAAUGUGUUUGGUUCCUCUGCUGGAGCGCGACCUCAAGCCAACAGGAUUCUCAUUGUCAUCACAGAUGGGGAGUCCCAAGAUUCCGAAAAAUAUCCCUCUGUUACAGCACUGGCUGACAGAAAUAACAUUAUUAGAUACGCUCUUGGGGUUGGCGAUGCUUUUAACAACCGGAAUGCAAGAAAUGAGCUCAGGAGCAUAGCAUCCUCACCAGAAUCAGACCACGUGUUUAAAGUGGACAGCUUUGAGGCACUGGACAAAAUUAGCAAUGCCCUGGAAAAGAGCAGCAUUGCCAUUAAAGGCUAUUCGAUGGCUGUAGCAAGCAGAGACGGACAGAACUACAUCAUAAUGGGAGCCCCCAGGUAUAAACACAAGGGAUUGCUCGUGGUCUUCUUUCCUGAAGAUGACCCACAGAUGCUCAAACAGUCUCAGAUCGGUGCUUACUUUGGAGCAGAGGUGUGUGUGGUGGAUUUGGAUGGAGACUCCAACACUGAUCUGAUUCUGGCAUCUGCCCCCAUGCAUACAGAAGGAAGGAGAGAGGGGAGAGUGUUUGUCUAUAAAUUCACCAAGGAGGCUACUUUCAUCUUUUCCAUGCAGUAUUUUCACAUGGAGGUGUCUGACACUGGUGUGUGCCUGCUGGGGAUGGAGGGUCAGAGGGGGAGGUUCGGCUCGUCUCUGGCCAGCCUGGCAGACCUGAACGGGGAUGGGAUCAGGGAUGUGGCAGUGGGAGCUCCUCUGGAGGAUGACGGACAGGGCAGCGUGUACAUCUUCAACGGGAGGACACGAGGAGUGAACCCCAACUACUCACAGAGGAUUGCAGGUUCAUCGGUGUGGUCCGGACUGCGGUUCUUUGGCCUGACUGUGGCCCAGUCUGCUUUGGAUCAGAGUGGAGACGGGCUGCCUGACAUUACAGUCGGGUCCAAAGGAGCGGUUCUGCUGCUCAGGUCCAGGCCCAUCGUAUCCAUGGUGACCAGUGUGACCUUUACCCCACCCAAAAUCCCCACCUCUAUCUCUAGCUGCACGGGUUCCCAACAGAUCACAGCAUCAGUGUGUUUCAGCAUGACCAAGGCCACUAAUGACAACUUCAAAGACCUGCAAGCAAAACUCAGCUACACUCUGAAGUUGGAUUACGUCCUGCAAUGGACUCGCGCCUACUUCACGGCCAAUGAAAAAGAGAAAAACUUCCAGUCCUUAGUGAAACUACAAAAAGACUGUUUCCAGCAUCCUUUCUUUGUGCAGUGCUCACCUGAGGACGCUCUGAGUCCUGUGGACGUCCAGGUGAUCGUCUCCUUUGAGGGGGUUCCUAUACAGACUGCAGACGGCCUGGUACCACAGCUGGCCAGCGGCUCCAGUAAAGUCACAGACCACAAGUUACAUUUUGAGAUCGAUGGUGGAGAAGACAAAGUCUAUGAAGACAAUGUACGAGUUGACAUUAACUUUUCUGGGUCCUCCACCAUAGAGGUGGGCAUUGCACAGGAGAUGAGUGUGACGGUGAUGGUGGAGAAUAGAGGAGAAAACUCCUACAACACCCGUGUGUCUCUGUCCUACCCUCACGGCCUCUGCUACAGGACCUUCACCAAGACCCAGGGCAGAGUGGAGUGCAGUUCUCUAGACAGUCCAGAUGGAUCCACCCAGGGAAAGACUGACUGCAGCAUCAACAGACCCAUCCUUAGAACUGGUGAUAAGAUCCAGGGAUGCACUAGAGGGGGUGAGAAGAGCCCAAUCAUCACAGACCUGCAGCACACCUUCAAGGACAACAAGGAGCCUGAUGUGAACUGCUCCAUUGCUGUGUUUCUGGAGUUCAGGUGUACGUCAUACAUGACUAGAGACGCCCGCAGAGUUUACAAAAUCUCAGGGAACGUGAGCUCAGGAUGGAUUGAACAGACGGGACUGCGUUCUGCUUUGUUCCAUUUGGUCAGCUCUGCCACGCUGGAGUACGACAACAACAAAUACAUCUUCUACUCCUCAGACUCCUCACGCCUCGCACCUGUCGCCAGGAUUGAGACUCUUGUGGAGGUCUAUGAGAAGCCAAAUCUAACUAAGGAGAUCAUUGGUGGAGUAGUGGGUGGUCUGAUCCUAUUGGCUCUCAUGACAGCUGGCCUUGCCAAGUCGGGCUUCUUCAAGAGUCAGUACCAACAUAAACUAGAGGAGGCAGGAGCUGAAGCAGAAGGAGAAGAGGAACCACUAGAAGCAGUAGCAGAAUAA
Clupea harengus (Atlantic herring) is the source of this 2403-nucleotide messenger RNA. Its product is annotated as integrin alpha-M-like. The transcript is spliced from 19 exons. Lineage: Eukaryota; Metazoa; Chordata; Actinopteri; Clupeiformes; Clupeidae. Gene Ontology annotation, biological process: integrin-mediated signaling pathway; cell adhesion mediated by integrin; cell-cell adhesion. Bases 1 to 2403 code for a protein of 800 amino acids. Gene Ontology annotation, molecular function: integrin binding. Gene Ontology annotation, cellular component: integrin complex; external side of plasma membrane. The record is from RefSeq and is a predicted model, not a curated record.